Camarhynchus parvulus is the source of this 1315-nucleotide messenger RNA. It is a transcript of the gene TCIM, whose product is annotated as transcriptional and immune response regulator. Gene Ontology annotation, cellular component: cytosol; nucleus. NCBI's taxonomy places the organism in Eukaryota, Metazoa, Chordata, Aves, Passeriformes, Thraupidae. The transcript has a single exon. Bases 12 to 332 code for a protein of 106 amino acids. The record is from RefSeq and is a predicted model, not a curated record. Gene Ontology annotation, biological process: endothelial cell activation involved in immune response; negative regulation of Notch signaling pathway. Gene Ontology annotation, molecular function: Notch binding.
GCAGAGCUUCGAUGAAAGCAAAGACAAGCUCCAGCACUGCAGCCAUGUCCACAUCCCUGCGGGUGAGCCCCUCGGUCCAUGGGUACCGCUUCGACACCGCGCUGCGCAAGAAAGCCGCGGCCAACAUCUUCGAGAGCAUCAACGAGGCGUCCCUGCAGAAACUCUUCAAAAACUCCGGCGACAAAAAGGCGGAGGAGAGAGCCAAGAUAAUCUUCGCCACCGACCAGGACAUGGAGGAAAAAACGAGAGCGCUGAUGGCACUAAAGCAGAGGAGGAAAGACAAACUGCUGCAGUUCCUGACGUUUCGGAAAUACUCCAUUAAAGUUCACUGAGCUGGCAGAUGGAGAAGGUUUUGUGGCGGGACUGUUUGAGAGCUCCUAGCACGCUCAGCAUGCUCGGCUGCCCCGUGGGCCUGGGGAGCUGAGAGUCCAUGCAGGGGGCUUCAGCCCCACUGGAAACCAUGAGCCAACAGCAGCAUCACUGCGGGCAGCAGCAUUGGUGCCCAGGGCAGCACUGGUGUGACCAGCAGCACUGGUGUGACCAGCAGCAUCAGUGCCCAUGGCACAUUGGUGUGGACAGCAGCAUCAGUGCCCAUGGCAGCACUGGUGUGACCAGCAGCAUCUGUGCCCAUGGCACAUUGGUGUGGACAGCAGCCUGACCAGUGCCCACAGCAGCUCUGGUGUGACCAGCAGCACUGGUGUGACCAGCAGGACCAGUGGCCACAGCAGCUCUGGUGUGACCAGCAGCUCUGGUGUGGCCAGCAGGACCAGUGCCCACACACAUCAGUGUGGACAGCAGCCUGGUGGCCAGAGGCUCUCAGAGAGAGAGAGCAGCUCCCAGCUGGAGGCAGAUUUGCUCCUCUGCGCAGCCAUGGGACUGAGCUGGGGGGAACCCCCACACCCAGGACCUCCUGAUGGACUUGGUGCUCACAGAUGUGAGCCGGGUGCUUUGCCUCUUCAGCCUGAGCCCCGCUGCUGGGGCUGGUGGGGGGCUCUGGAGCCCUCCCAGCUGCUGGUCAGGGUCAGAAUCUGUGAAAUGCCCCCAAAGGCAGCGUGUGGUGCAGCGAGUUCAGCCGUCCGGGAACGCAUUAACUCUGCACAGCUGUGCCUUUCCUUGCCAAGCUCUGUGUGUGCAGGAAAAGUCGUUUGCACAGAAGCAAUAAUAAUGACAGAUUUCCCUGAAUUUACUGUGAAGUUCCCUAAUAUUAUGUUCACUUACCACUAACACUAAAAAUCUAAAUAUAAUAACUACAGUUCUUCUCUGUGUAGGUGACAGCCACUAUUAGAUGAGUACUUACUUCAUGGCAAUAUUUUAU